AUGUCUAGUAAUAGGGAACAGGUUUUCCCCACUCGUAUGACCUUGGGUCUUAUGAAGACUAAGUUAAAGGGUGCUAAUCAGGGUUAUUCUUUGUUGAAGAGAAAGUCUGAAGCAUUAACGAAGAGAUUCCGUGAUAUCACUAAAAGAAUAGAUGAUUCAAAGCAGAAGAUGGGCAGAGUGAUGCAAACAGCUGCGUUCUCUUUGGCGGAGGUCACAUAUGCUACAGGUGAAAAUAUAGGGUACCAAGUUCAAGAGAAUGUUGCCAAUGCAAGAUUCAAAGUUAGGGCCACGCAAGAAAACGUGAGUGGUGUGUACUUGCCUCAAUUUGAAUCAUUCAUCGACUCCAACAUCAACGACUUCAAAAUGACAGGUCUAGGUCGUGGUGGUCAACAAGUUCAGCGUGCUAAGGAAAUUUACUCAAGGGCUGUUGAAACACUAGUUGAAUUGGCUUCGUUACAAACGGCUUUCAUUAUCUUGGACGAAGUUAUCAAAGUUACCAACCGUAGAGUGAAUGCCAUUGAACAUGUGAUCAUUCCAAGAACGGAAAACACCAUUGCUUAUAUCAACUCCGAGCUAGACGAAUUGGAUAGAGAAGAGUUUUAUAGAUUGAAGAAAGUGCAAGAAAAGAAACAGAUUCAAACUGCUCAGUUGGAUGCUGAAAUGAAGCAGAAGAAAUUAGAUGAAGCAAAUGCUGAGUCUGAAGGUAAACCAGAUUCUCAAGAAGCGACCAAAACUGGCGUAGAAGCUGCCGACACACAAGAACAAGAAGAACAAUCUGGCCCACAAGUAGAAGCUCUGAUUACCGAACAAGAGGAAGAUGUCAUCUUUUGA
This is a messenger RNA of Kluyveromyces lactis, 831 nucleotides long. It is a transcript of the gene VMA8, whose product is annotated as H(+)-transporting V1 sector ATPase subunit D. Bases 1 to 831 code for a protein of 276 amino acids. NCBI's taxonomy places the organism in Eukaryota, Fungi, Ascomycota, Saccharomycetes, Saccharomycetales, Saccharomycetaceae. Gene Ontology annotation, molecular function: proton-transporting ATPase activity, rotational mechanism. Gene Ontology annotation, cellular component: fungal-type vacuole membrane; vacuolar proton-transporting V-type ATPase complex. The record is from RefSeq and is a predicted model, not a curated record. Gene Ontology annotation, biological process: vacuolar acidification. The transcript has a single exon.